AUGCAUAUGGGCCAUACAACAGGUACUUUAGCAGGUUUCACAAUAGCCGAAGGAGUUCAUCAAUGGUCGGCUUUCAGCCUACUUCUCUUUAUUACAGUAAUAGAUGUAUUAGCACAGUCCAAACCUCAAAUAGUCCUGUGGAAUAUGAUAUUUGCAGAUGAUAUUGUGAUACUUGCCAAAUCCAAGGGUGAAAUGAAAGAAAGAUUAGUGAGUUGGAACAAUAUCCUAGAAAAGCCCGGACUAAAAGUAAAUAGAGAAAAUACGGAGUAUAUUGUGAUAGAAGGAGAUGAAACAGAGAGUAUUGAUAUAAAUGAAUGGCAGAUAUUAGCAAUUGAAAACUGUAAAUAUUUGGGCUCCACUAUACAAACAAAGGGCACAAUAGAAAAAGAAAUAAAGUGUAAAAUUAAUCAAGGGUGA
This is a messenger RNA of Gordionus sp. m RMFG-2023, 417 nucleotides long. RefSeq lists its product as uncharacterized. Lineage: Eukaryota; Metazoa; Nematomorpha; Gordioida; Chordodea; Parachordodidae. The record is from RefSeq and is a predicted model, not a curated record. The transcript has a single exon. The coding region runs from base 1 to 417 and encodes 138 amino acids.